Messenger RNA from Kockovaella imperatae, 1891 nucleotides. RefSeq lists its product as hypothetical. Lineage: Eukaryota; Fungi; Basidiomycota; Tremellomycetes; Tremellales; Cuniculitremaceae. The transcript has 2 exons. Bases 501 to 1841 code for a protein of 446 amino acids. The record is from RefSeq and is a predicted model, not a curated record.
GUCAGAGCAGUCAAAGCAGUCAGAGCAGUCAGAGGAGUGUGAUGAGGUAGUGACGUGAGGAUGGCGUCAAAGAAGAGGCGAAAGUCCAAGGCCUGCGACUAAAGCGUAGCACAUAAGUGUAUGCAUGGUCGCCGGCGGCAACUUGACAGGGCGGGCCGGUCGACGUCGGACGCGUCGGAAUUGCGCUGAGCAACUGGACCGACCACAGUAUCGCUUGGAAUGGUAGCUUGAAUCUCUCCUGCUGUACGAGUCGAACGUCUGAGGAGCUGUCAACGGCGGCGGCUCAUCACGGCCACCAUGACUGAGAUCUCGGGCCCUUUAUGGUCGCUGCCGCUAUCGCUACCGACGAAUCAGCCGCUGCUGGACGCCGCUUGGCCGAAAUGGGAUUGGAUCAUUCACUCAUUCAUUUGCAUCAUCACCGUAUCUGGCAGAACUUGUUCAUGGACUUGCACUCAAGUCAUGGUAUAGAGUUGUGAUAUUGUCACUGUUCAGCCUUCACGAUGGUCACAGAGAGCCAAAGCCCAGAUAUUGGUGUUCACGGUCUAAUCUCGACUGCUUUCACUGAAUUGGGUCACCUUCGAGUCAUAACUUUGCUCAUUCAAUAUCCGUCCAUUGACAAGAUACCCUCGCCCACGAAUCUCCGAGAACGUAUCAGGCAAUUGUCUGUCAUCCACCCCAUCCUCGGUGCGAAACAGAAGACGGGCAAAGAUGGAAAGGCGUAUUUGGAACCUUCGGACGAACAGCCAAAAGUUUAUCGAUGGGAGUACGAGCCAGAUGGACUACCCGAGCACGACAUCAUCUCCCAUACUAUACUUGAUAGAGCAUUCAACAAGGCUCUGAGAGACAUGAAGGAUUUGAACAAUCUUCGGAUCCAAGUCGAUCACAUAAUUCCGCCAGAGACCACCGACCCGUUCCCCAGUUUCAUCGCCAUCUCUGCUGAUCACACCUUGGUUGAUGCUGCUGGACUCAAGACGUUUGCCCAGCAUAUUCUAAACUCCAAGCUCGACAUCUCCUCAUCCUUGGAGAAAGAGCCAUUCUAUCCUCACCACGUAGAGGACUUGAUGGAUUUCGUGCCUGAAGGACCGCUCGACAUGCCAGUACCGGAUCAUUGGCCCAUGAACUGCUCGAAUCCGAUGAACGUACCUGGAGCUUUCUCUCACCACGACUAUCCCUUGUCCAUUCUUGAGAGAGUCAAAUCUCAAGGAAAGCGACAUGGGAUCCCGACGCUAAAUCCAGUUCUGGAACUGGCCUUUCUCACGGCUCUGACCAGUGUCGUCCCGGAGACAGAGAAUCAGGUGCUCAAUUGUUACACCAUGACGGACGAGAGGCCAGGCCUUGGUUCAAAAGCGCCUAAAUGGAGCCAUAAUUACUUUUCCGUCCCAUCUUCGAAAAGGACCAUCUUCCCCCUGGACAAGACUGAUUUCUGGGCAGCGGUCAAGAUCCAGGUGGAAACUACCAAAGACGAGGCUUAUAUCCGAGGUGGCAGAUACGGAGCGGGUUUCGUGAAGGCCAUGCCUUCACCCGUCAAGGACAUCCUGGCCGGUAAAGUGAUAUCUGAAUCACCUUACUUUGGAACCAUAUUCUUCUCCAACCUAACUCGAGUUGAUCUACCCGAGGGAGCGAAUGAUAUACGGUGGACGGCGGCUGCUACUCCAUUCCUGGCACCUAUGAUCGUCAACUUGAUUGGAAGUUCUGCGGGUUUAAGGGUGACCAUAGCCUUCAGGGACGGAGCGGGUCUCACAGCAAACCAGGCGGAUGCCAUCGGAGUAACCUUUGGUCAGGUACUGGAACGUCUUGCAGAGGGAGAGACUGGGACGUUGGCCACCCUGGGACGGCAGUAGAUUACUAGAGAAUAGCGCGUCAGACCGCGUCAUAAACAUCAUGCAUAUCA